AUGUCCAAGCGCAACACCCUCCAGUACACCAGCAUCCAGAACAACACCUGCCUCCUGGCCCCUGAGACUAUCUUUGGCCCCUACGGCGUGGACGGCGAGUUGGUCCGCCACGACCUCCGCGAAACCCAGUCCGGUAUUGACUUCUACCUCGACAUCAGAAUCAUUGACGUCGAGACCUGCGAGCCGCUCGAAGGAGCCUCGGCCUCCAUCUGGGCCUGCAACGCCACUGGCUCAUAUGCUUCUUUCACUGGCAUUGACCCCGACACUUCUGACAAACGAUCCGACGGCACGACCGAUGAUGAGACUUUCCUCCGCGGUAUUCAGGUCUCCGAUGAGGCUGGCAUGAUCGAGUUCCUCACCAAGUUCCCUGGCUACUACACUUCCCGCUCUACCCACAUCCACGUCGCUGUUCAAGCCAAUGCCUCUGACGGUGUUGGCUUCAGUAAGAGCGCCCUUCAGCACGUUGGACAGCUCUUCUUCGAGGAGGACCUUCUUUCUCAGGUCUACGCCGUCAGUCCCUACUCUGCCCACCUCGAGACCCUGAACCGCACGACCAAUGCCGAGGACUCUGUCCUGUCCAGCGUUAGCGAGGACGGUUACAGCCCCUUCAUCAGCGUCUCUCUUCUCGGCGACAGCGUUGGAGACGGCCUCGUUGGCUACAUCACUAUCGGUGUCAACUCUACCGGUGACAGCAUCGCUACUACUGGUACCGAUGUCAACCCCCAGGGCUGGAUCCCCACCGUGUCUGUGGGAACAGAGAAGAUGGCGCAGGGUACUGCUGCUGACCGUGCUGCCGGUUACACUUCUUAA
Colletotrichum phormii is the source of this 810-nucleotide messenger RNA. Its product is annotated as Intradiol ring-cleavage dioxygenase. NCBI's taxonomy places the organism in Eukaryota, Fungi, Ascomycota, Sordariomycetes, Glomerellales, Glomerellaceae. Gene Ontology annotation, molecular function: oxidoreductase activity, acting on single donors with incorporation of molecular oxygen, incorporation of two atoms of oxygen; iron ion binding. Bases 1 to 810 code for a protein of 269 amino acids. The record is from RefSeq and is a predicted model, not a curated record. The transcript is spliced from 2 exons.